AUGGCAGAUGGGAACGAGGAGCCCCAGGCGGAGUCCGAGGAGGAGGAUUCCCCAGGAGGAGCGGCCAGUGCCCGUGUCCCAGCGGAGCGCAGCGGCCAUGUAGCUGUCACUGACGGGAGGAGGAUGUUUGUCUGGGGGGGAUACAAGGUGACAUGGUGGGCUAAACCCCAGCUGGCUCCCUCUGUGAGACAUGGGCCCUAAUAAUAAUGGCUAUCACUGGGCUCAUACUGAACACUAGCCCACUGUUAUAUAGUAUUACUGGACCACUAUAACUACCGCAUUCUGUGCCUGUCCAGCUGGACACCAUAACUACCGCAUUCUGUGUCUGUCCAGCUGGACACCAUAACUACCGCAUUCAGUGUCUGUCCAGCUGGACACCAUAACUACCGCAUUCUGUGCCUGUCCAGCUGGACACCAUAACUACCGCAUUCAGUGUCUGUCCAGUUGGACACCAUAACUACCGCAUUCAGACCGCAUUCAGUGUCUGUCUGGCUAGGCACCAUAACUACCGCAUUCAGUGUCUGUCCAGCUGGACACCAUAACUACCGCAUUCAGUGUCUGUCCAGCUGGACACCAUAACUACCGCAUUCAGUGUCUGUCCAGCUGGACACCAUAACUACCGCAUUCAGUGUCUGUCCAGCUGGACACCAUAACUACCGCAUUCAGUGUCUGUCCAGCUGGACACCAUAACCACCGCAUUCAGUGUCUGUCCAGCUGGACACCAUAACUACCGCAUUCAGUGUCUGUCCAGCUGGACACCAUAACUACCGCAUUCAAUGUCUGUCCAGAUGGACACCAUAACUACCGCAUUCAGUGUCUGUCCAGAUGGACACCAAAACUACCGCAUUCAGUGUCUGUCCAGAUGGACACCAAAACUACCGCAUUCAGUGUCUGUCCAGAUGGACACCAAAACUACCACAUUCAGUGUCUGUCCAGAUGGACACCAAAACUACCACAUUCAGUGUCUGUCCAGAUGGACACCAAAACUACCGCAUUCAGUGUCUGUCCAGAUGGACACUAAAACUACCGCAUUCAGUGUCUGUAUAGGUGGACCAUAACUACCGCAUUCAGUGUCUGUUUACCUGAACACUAUAACUACCACAUUCAGUGUGUGUCCUGCUAGACCAGGGAUAGGCAACCUUCGGCACUCCAGAUGUUGUGGACUACAGAUGUUGUGGACUACAUAAUGCUCUUACACCCAUAAUGCUGAGAAAGCAUAGUGGAAGGUGUAGUCCAAAACAUCUGGACUGCCGAAGGUUGCCUGUGCCUGGCUGUGCUAGACCACUAUGAUUAUCACAUUCAGUGUCCGUCCAGUUCCCUAAGUCCACCCUGUCGUUCAGGCAUGGGUAGAUCUAUGGGAUCUGUUUUAAACAUCGUCAGUGGAGCCACAUUGUUGCCACUUUCGGACUCUGUCUAGCCUGGCUUCCAUUACAAAAAAGAAAGAUGAGGUCUGUUUUAAAUCUUCUAACUGGGACGUCAUAACUACCGCUUUGUCUAGCCAACUCCCUAAAUAUACUGCGCAUACAAUUGCCAGAUAUACCUUGUUUUCUAGAGACACAUAUCACUUCAUCGUGAUUUUUGGCUGUACUUGAAAAGUGCUACACUGCAGUAUGUGUCGUUAAUAUGCUACUGGAGGGCCAUAAAUAAAGAAGGCUUAUGAAAUGAAAUGCUUUUAAAGCAAGUCUGUCACAUAUCCCAUUUUAAAAAUAAGUAUUUCAUAAAUAUAACAUCUUUAUGAAAUACUCACACUUACUGUGUUGGGGGAAAAAAAUCUUUGUAUGAAGGAUCCCUCUGUCUCGUGGGAUCCUCCAUAGACCUCCACAUACACCUCCAUAGUGUUGUACUCUCACCGGCUCCUGACAGUCGAAGCUCAAGGAGUCUGUGACGGACAGGUUUAGGUAAGUAUAACUUGCCUUCCAUGGCCACUGGGAUGUAACCACCAGGUAUCUCUGCCAAUUAUGCCAAGGCCCCAGACGGUGACAGAGCCACUUUAAAGGAGGGACACUCUUAAGAACACACAGUCAUCAUAGAUGAUUCCUAUUGUGCAAUCUACUGGCCCGUGACCAUCGUGUAUUUGUAUCAUGCAUUCAUAUGGGGAAAUGCUUGGUGCACAUUACUGUUCAUGUGUAUUAGGCCCCACAAUGUUUUACUUUGGAGAAACAUUGGCUAGGCUGAGAUGAUACAAUCUUAAUUGAUAGGAAGAAACACUACUAUUAGAAAUACAUGUUUGUAUUUAUAUUUUUUAAUUCUUUAUUCAUUUGACAGCAAAUAUCAGCAUUACAGGUUGCAAAACAACUGCACAUAUGACAAAAGUACAGUUUCAGAUCUGUCAACAUUUUAAGAAAAAGAGUGACAAAUUAGUUUUGCAAUGUUAUUGUACAGCUCCUUUAGGGUAGUAGCAUAAUACAGUUAUGAGCUUAAUAAGUCCCAAAACCACACUGGUGUUAAAUGAUUAGCAAGAUAAUGUCAAUCCUUAAUGGAUAGGGAACCUGGAGUAAACAACAAAACAAAUAAUGAAGGUGUGGGGGAUGUUUUGUAUAUGUAAUGUUAGUUUCCCUUUAAUUUCUAGCCCACCUGCAGCGUAUGAACUCAGUAAACUAUAGGGCAGCACUUUUUACCUGCUGAAAGCUAGCAUAAAAAAUGGGAAGGAAAACAGUAUUUUAGUUUUAAGACUCCCACUGACUGCAUUGUAAUUUUUGCAAAAUCCUGAAAUCUAAAGGUAUCAUUAGACAAAGAGGGACUAAGUUGAGAGAAGGCAGAGAAUCCACCGUCAGGUUUUGUCAAAAAAGGCAUCUUCGCACAUAUUGUACCGUGGAUCAUAGAUCCCAGUGGUGUUCUGCAAUAACGUGACUUCUAUCUAUGAACCACCUGGAGUCAAUUAAAGAAGAUGGUGACAACCACUGGGGAUAAGUUCAGUAAAGUAUAAUUAGUGAAUUGUUGGGAAUUCAGCAUGAACGUUGCAUUGUAACAGAGCGCCUGUACCCAGCAUGGUACCUCCACCAUAGUCUCAAAGAUCCCGCAAGGGAAUAGUGACUUAUUUCUCCCAUAUGCUCAAACAUUAGUCGAGACAACUGGUUUUAUUAGGAAAAAGUGCGCACGUUUAUACCCAGACGCUCAGCACAGAGUCUCUAUUUAGAACAUUCUAAGCCCGCCCAGGUGUUUCUUUGUCUGGGAGAUAAGUGAGUUGGCCCUCGGUAAAUUUAUUAUCUCCCGGAUACAGAGUGUAAUACAAAAAUACCCCCAGAACACACAUUAAACAUUAACAUAUCUCCACAUAUAAAACAUCACCGACCAGUAUGAUCCGAGUGCCCAUUCUGUGAAAAUAGCACCGGAUCCAUGUUGUAUUGCCCAAAUGCCAUUGGCUCAAAGUUUUAGCAACUGUUGUAACAAGGUUGACUGAGAAGAGUUCAAUGCGGUCAGAGCCAUACCUUGGUGAAUUACUGGGGGCUAUAUCCUGGCAUGGAUGGGGAGCUACCAGGUGGUUGCAGGGAGCGAUUGUUAGGUUUUAAGGGGUAGUUGCUUCUCCAAAAAGCACUGUCCUGGGUAGUUGGGAAGGUGAUGUAAGUUGAGGUACAAAAGGACCAGGAAAAUGGGCUGAGCCUGGCUGAAUCGGAGUUCCAGGGUGAACAUAGGCUACUCCCGCCGCCAGCACCUGGACACUCCGGCUCCCUGACAACGUCUCCUGGAUAGUGAACAAGGGGCAAUGGAUGAGAGAAGUACACAAAAGUUGGAGGUGACAAGGGAGGUAGCUUCGUAGAUUAUAGUCUAUGGAAAAAUAAUCUUCAACUUCAGGAUUUCCACCACAACUAUUUGGACCAUAGGAAAGCAUUUGGGGGCUAUUGCACAUGUGCAGAAAAAUGCUGCUCUGCUGCAAUUAUCAUCUCCUCAUACAGAUGCAUUGAAUGAAUGCAUCUCUAUGGGGAGCGUUCAUCAUGGAGACUCUGAAUGUAAGCACUUCUAGUGGUCGUCUGAGUGACUGCCACUAGAGGUGUUCCUAGGCAGCAAUGUAACCCCUGCCUUUUCUCUGAAAAAUUGUAACAUGGCUGUGUAGUACUAAAGCAAAUACAAAAUUAAGUAAUGUUGCUGCCUCCCAGUAAUGGGAGUUUAAGCGCAGGGUUUAAUAUUGUACGUUUGUAUUACACAGCCAUGUUACAGUACUGCCGUCCGCCCCUUUGUGUACCCUAUUAAGGGUUAAUAAGUGUGUAGGGAUGAGAAAGAUUUUAUCUUUAAGCUGAAGACAUCACGGUGAAUUGCUAGUGUAGAACUCACCUAAGAGGUUUGCCUUGACGUGGCAGGUGAGCUUACACUUUAAUGGCCAUUGGAGUGAUACUAAAAAACCUCUAGUUAUUUAAAUGUGCGUAGGGAUUUGGGAUAGUGUGCAAGUAUAUUUUUUGUAUGUAUUGCUGCUGAUGUGUACUAUAGUCAUUGCUGCCGCCCAGGAGUAGUGGGAAUUUAAGCAUAGGGCUUUUAAAAUCCUAUUUAAAUUAUUGUUGUGGUUUUUUUUUUUUUGUUUGUUUGGUUUUUUUAAAAUAUAUAAAUACAAUUUCAAAUAAUAUAUCAUGGAUAUUUACAAUUAUUUUUUUUUUUUUUAAGUCUAAAUAUUUGAAACACAUUAAAUCAAGACCCAUGUCUAAGAGCUGUUCUACUAAUAAUAUAACUUUGCAGAAUGCUCCAGCCACAGAAUUCUAUGACUUUUACCUGCCGAGAGAUGAAAUUUGGGUAUAUGCCAUGGACAAUGGGAUUUGGUGAGUGCCUGCAGUUUAUAUUCCAAACCUGAGAUGUAUUUAAUAUUUGUAUACAAAGUGUUAAGAUAAUUAAUACUUUAACAUCUGAUUUCAGAUGUAACGAAAUGAUCAAUUUAAUUCAAAACACUUCAUAUACAAUUACAAGUGCAUUUUCCUUCAAAAUAAUAUAUUUUUUAAUGAAAUUUUUUUAUUUUAAAUUUUGAUGUAUUUUAUUUGAUAUUCCAGGCAGAAGGUUAAAACCGGCGGUAAUGUCCCCCCGUCUAUGUCCGGAAGCUGUGCCGUGUGUGUAGAUAAGGUCUUGUAUUUGUUUGGUGGGCAUCAUGCCCAUGGUAACACUAACCAGGUACGUUUAACACCUAAAACGUCAUGACAAACAUAUAAGGGCUUAGAUAUGAUAAAGUUGAAAAACAAUAAGUAAAACAAAGUAAAAAAUGUGAAUCUGAUGAGUUUACUCACUAAACUGGGAAUUGCGGAGAAUCGACAAUUCAUGCCAGCAUUUCACAUUUCACUGCUUUUGGGUGAGAUCAUUUUGGUAUGCAGCAGGCUAAGGUUCUCUCUGUAAUGGCCCAUGAGACCAAACAUGUUUUUGAAAUACUUGGUUACUAACUGAGAGGUACGCUAUUAAUACAUUUCUGCCCAUUCUCAGUAGUCUUUUAUCUAUUUGUUAUGUGAUUUGUUAGACUGCAAUGCAGAACAUACAAGGUAGAAGAUAAAUAUAAAUCAAUAAACAAGCCUAUAAAUUGCUUUUCGAUGUUUUCGUACUCCUUGAUGUCUAGCCUCCAUGCAACGUAUACCCACCAAUUAUUCUCACAAUACAAAGUAUGUGAUCAAGGCCAGGCUUCAUGCCCCUAAAAGUGCCUCUUGGCUAAUGGACGGUGCUCUGUUCCUAUAUUAAGGAAUACCGAUGACUUAAUGACCUUGUCCUAUGCAAAAUUGUGUUAUUUGAUUCUUACCAUGCCUUUAUUCUACCUACUAGUGAUGCUUCUACCUUAUUUUGCAGUGUUCUAUUUCUUUGUAUGUACUUUUUGAAAACACAAAAUAAAGAAUUUUUAAAAAAGAAUUAAUAAUAUAAAUGUAAUAAGUUUACUCACUAAACCAUGAAUUGUGGAAGACUGACAAAUAACAUUGAAUUACAAAAUUACUUGCAAAUGUAUAGAUUGAGAGAAAAACCUAUUUAAAAAUAGGUCUCUCCCCAGCUUGUCAAUCAAUUCUUCAGCAUAUACCCUUUAUGCCACAGAAUUGACUGAUUGGGAGAGCUGGAAAGACUUCCUACAGGUUGUCCUCCUGCUCUACAAUCAAAGCAACCACAGCACAUGUGCUCUGUUUGCCAAGGUUUCUCCCUAACUGACACUGUUAGCGCUGGCCAGGGAGUAUAGGACUUACACUGAUGUCACUCCGUUUAGACGCUGGAAUAUGGGCAGUGAAGCCAUCAAAGAGGAACUUUGCCGUGUUUGAGGAAGUGUCCCCAAGCAAGGCAAGUCACAUUUCUGCACAGGCAGACUCGAGGUGGAUAUUACAAUCGUGUAACACCCACAAAGGUGAAGACAUUCAGGUGUUUAUUUCUCAACAUGUUUAAUUAAAUAUAUCAAGAUAUACUGAUAAAUUAUAUAUUCAUGGUCUAUGUGGAAGUUCUGUUACAGUGAACCUGUUAGGACAAGUUCACUUUACAUCAUAACUUGGCAGCAAUGCUAGUUAUGUUAUGUUUUUAUUAGAUAUGUGGGAAAUAUCGCAAGAGUAUUGUAGAUAGAGGCCAAUAAAAUGUAGUGUAUCCCUCACCCCCAGUGAGCAUCUCCUAAUAGUGUUUGUACAAUGCCACCACAGAUGUAGCUGAACUAAAUUUCCAAUUAUUCUUCGUAAGCACAUAUGCUUACUGAAAGAAGGCCGUGCCUAAUUCCACCUUUAGGGGCUGUCACUUGGACAGCCACUAGAGAGAUUUCCUGGAUGCAGUCCUGCAAAUAUUACAGGACUGAGCUUUGGCACCUAUGAAGAGAUGCUGAUUGGGGCACUAUGGCAACUGGCAUUCGCACUAACCUCUCAGUGCUUUCAUAUAGGGAAGUAUUGGAUUGGCUGAGCAGUAUUAAUGAUCUCAGCCAAUGGAGGCGUGGUGACUGUUGCAAGACUAGUGCUGGGCAAAAGAAUGUAGGUUUUAACUCUUUAAUUUGCUUAAUUAAGCAGAGCCCUAAUAGUCUAGGUAUAACACUCAAGCUUUAGAAACAUGUUUGCAUUCCUAAAGCUAGUGUAUUCCUUUAAUGUUUAUGAUACGAUUGUAAUUAGAUGUUUUAUAUAUUUUUGUGCAUGCAUUAAUUUAAUAUUUGUUCCUGUUCCAGUUCUACAUGUUGAAUCUGAGUCCCAGAGAUGGAGAUCUCUUGUGGGAAAAAGUUGAAUGCAAAGGAACUCCCCCAUCCCCAAAGGACAAGCUUGGCGUCUGGGUUUACAAAAACAAGUGAGUGAUACAGAUUAGGAAGAUUGGAUGUGCUUCACUGUGUCUGUAUGUUCAUAGAAGCUAUUUUCUAAUGUGUUAAUUGGCAGAAAUGGACAAUUAACUUUAAAUUCUUAGUCCAAAAUAACUUAAUUGCACUAAUUGUUCUACUCGCUUAAGUCUGUCUAUUUUGGUCAAAAAUGUAAAAUUCACAUUUAAAGGGAUCCUAUAGUGCCAGGAAAACAAAGCCGUUUUCCUGGCACUAAAGGGUUAUUAGGUCGCCCCCUCCCGCAGAGCUAAAGGGGUUAAAACCCCUUCAGUCACUUACCUGAAUCCAGCGCUGAUGUCCCUCGGCUCUGGGUCAGGCUCCGCCCGUGCUCCUCCCCUGCCAACGUCAGCCGGCGGGGGAGACCUAAUGCGCAUGUGCAGCAAUGAAAAGCAUAGGACAAUCUAUCCAGCGUCAGAUAAUGGACCAAAAGUCUGUUUGGAUUCCGGAAGCUCUCUAGUUGCUAUGAGGGCAGACUUAGAGCUGCAAUGUAAACAUUGCAGUUCUUUGGAACUACAAUGUUUUACAUUGCAGCACCAAGUGCAAAAGGGUCACAGCACCCAGACUACUUCAAUUAGAUGAAGUGGUCUGGGUGCCUACAGUGUCCCUUAAUUGAAAAAAAAAAUCAUACUUUACUGAAUAACUCUGGCAUAACUCCAUAAGAUUCAGCAAUCAACCGCAUUUGAUCUGAUAACUUUUAAUUCUUAUUAAGCAGAGCAGAUGUAUGGGAAUAACACUGAUCAUGCUAACUAGCGACUAGUUGUGUGCUCAAAUCCAUCUUACCUGAGCACAACAAAUCAAAUUCCUGUUAACUCUAUGCCCGAACAAAUCGAUCCAUCACGUAAGUCCUGGAUUGGACAAGUUGUUCGGUUGUAGAUUGACACUAAUUAGAUUUUUUCGGCUCAGGUGAAAAGAAUUUGUGCACAAGUCUACUAACGACCUUAUAAACAUUCACAUGCACCUGUUGAAAUACCAUAAUCAUGCAUCUGUGCUUUAGGGUGUAAUGCUUUGCUAUGGCAUGCAUGCCUGUCUCCAGCUGAGGCUUACCUGGCACUACUGCAUAUAGUAAUUGCUUGGAAUUUUAGUUGCCCUCAGCAGUCUGCAUUGAAAUGCAGUGUCAAUUUAACCAUUCAAGGUAAAACAUUGCUGUUUUGCAGAAAUGGCAGUGUUUACCUUGAAGAGUUAAACACACCUCCAGUGGCUGUUACACUGACAGCCACUUAAGGCUCAUCCAUCAUGUGUCAUGGAAGUACCUAUAGAAAAGCAUCAUAUUGGACAUAACAUUGGAAGUUGCAGGAGGAGGAUAGGUACGCAGUGCAGAGGGAGCAUCGGUGCUGGAAUAAGGUGAGUUAAACCAUAUUUUAUUAUUUUUAAUGGACACAUGGGGGGGACCUGUAUUACUACGGACAGGGAUACUGUAGCAUUAGGAAUAGAGGUUUGUAUUCCUAACGCAUUAGUGUUCCUUUUAAUAGAAAAUGCAGCGAAAGAUGGUACUAAAUUUUGGUCAUCAGGAACUUUAUAUGCACCAAAACAGCUUGCAUUUUAAUAUAAAGUGCAUUCGUUUAGGUUAAAGGAUCACUGAAAGAACCAUCACAACUUUUGUAUGAUUGCAAGGUUGAUAAUGCAUAGAGUAUCUCAGUCUACUCUAACCUAUAAGAGUGGCUUAGAAUUGCUUAAAUAUGUAAAAAUUGCUUCAGCUAUAAGCCUGCCCCAUAGAGUUAUCAGGUCAGCAGCGAAUGACAAUUCAAGGUUGCCUGUGCCAAUUUUGUCCAUGUUUUCUGUGUGUCAUCUCUGUUACAUUAACAACUUAGGCUGAGUUCUCUCCACUCACAGGAAAGCGAGCUGGUCCAAUAUUGCAUACAUUGACUACAUUUCUGUUGAGAGCUGCCCAUAGUCUGAUUAAGUAACCAGUGAACUGGGUGGUUUGUAACCGAUAGCAGCCAUGCUAUGGCAGAGCAGUUGGUCCCACUUACUAGAACUACUUUUGGUAACAAACUACUUAUCCCAUCAGAACCCACUGUGGGAUAACUGUCUCUUUCUGCUGGAGGCAUCUGCCUGCAUUUGAAAAAAAUUUUGUAGAAGAAGAAAUUACAUUAUUAUAACCGUGUUUUCAAGUACACAUGAUAGUGCGGUACUUUAGAAAAUACAAUAAAAUAUAUAUUAGCAGCAUGUUUCCUUUCAUUAUUGUUAUUAUUUUUUUUUAUUUUUUUUUAAAGUAGACAGGUUAACUGGAAACCCCAUCAUUUAUGCUUGGAGAUUUUCUUAAGGGUUUCUUUAUAAAGAUCACCAAUUUUAUAUUUAUGAGCGGUUUGUUGUGCUUUGAUUGCAAUAUUUAUUUUGUGAAUGUAAUUUACAUUGUUGGAAAUGUUCCUAUAGUUCACUGCCAAGUCUUACAAACUGGAAAGGUGAGAUGUUUAAUGGUGAGGAAAUGGGUGGAACUAAGAGUCAGAUCCUCUAUGCUUUCAUUUACCAACAUAUUUUGUGAAGCUUGAGCAAUAGUGUCUGACCUUGUCCCCGUGUUUGUGUUCUAGGCUGUUCUAUUUUGGUGGAUAUGGAUAUUAUCAGGAGGACUCAGUUGGGACAUUUGAAUUUGAUGAAACCUCCUUUGCCGUAAGUGAAAAUCCUUUUAAUGGUUUCAGGGAUCUGUUCGGUGUCUGUGUCUGAAUGUUCUAUGGUUUGCCUUUAUAGAGUGCAGUGAAAUGUGUAGUUGGCUAAGUUAAUCUAUUUCACAGCAAAUCUUCAGUAGCCCGAUAAUCAAGCCAUUCCUAAAAUAAUCUAGAGCAGUGGUUCCCAACCCAGUCCUCAAGUACCCUCUAACAGUUCAGGAUUUAAGGAUUACCCAGUUGUGUCGAAGGUGUUUUUGAAAGAAAGAAAAGGAAAAAAACACACUUUAGACACAACAGGGUAAUCCCUAAAUGCUGCACUGUUAGAGGAUACUUGAGGACUGGGUUGGAAACCCCUGAUCUAGAGCAAUGUUUCCCAAACCAGUCCUCAAGACCCACCAACAGUCCAGGUUUUGUUAGUAUCCCCAUUGGAAUAAAAUAGGGAAAUGCAUAAAUCCUGGAUUGUUGGUGGGCCAUGAGGACUGGUUUGGGGACCACUGAUCUGGAGCAUAUAAAUUAGAUUGAUACAGUCCAGUAAAUCUUUUUGUUUAUGUGUGUGUCUGAGAGAAGUGAGCGCGAGAGAACAGCCAAGCAAGAGAAAGAGCAUGGCAGAAACAAUGUGAAGAGGAGAGCGUGAUAAACAGACAGGGAGGUGGGAGAAGAGCAUUACCGAAAAUGGCAGGGAAGAAGCGAGUGUGAGUGGUGGGACUGACUGAAAAGAUGGGCCGGAAAGAGAGGUGGGACUGACUGAAAUGGUGGGCAGUGAGAUGGUGUGCAUUACAGAACUGAUUGGAAGGGGAUGGUUGAGAGUGACAGACCUGCCGGGCUGGGCAAUAGUGAGUAUAGCAUAAGCAUGGCACACUAGAAUUUUGGGAAAGUAAAUACUGACAGAAGUCAAAAUGUCAUCAUGUAUUUUUGCAGAAUGCCAGCCUCCCCAGAGGGUGGAACAACCAUGUACACAUACUCAGCCUUGAGAACUUCACCUGGAGCCGAGCUAUAACCACCGUAAGAAAGGACCAUUUACUUUUGUACUUUUGCAGGGGACAUGUCGAUGUGGCUGUAAGGGACUCCUAAUGGGAACUAUGUUUGGACCAAUACUGCAUUCCAUUCUUUUGCUAUGUCUCUAUAUACCUGGGCCAUUGAGCCAACUUUCCCCAUUGAGUUGAAACUUGACUUUAUCCUCUCACCAUAGCCAUAAUUAGUUUUAAACCUCAGGCAUGCCAUGCCAAUUAUGUAAAUACUUUUUGUUUGUUUGUUUUAUUUAUUUUAAUUCUUUAUUUUGGCAGGUGAUAUAUGGCAAUACAGUUUCAUUGUAUCACAGUAUAUAAGCAUGUGCAGUAUUUGCAAACAAUGAUGUCUAGUGUGUUCACCUAUUUUUUGUUUAAAUGAUAACUAUCGGUAGAUGAGUGGUGCCCAGGAUCCUGGUGGUGGGUAGUCGAAGUGUCCACCUUUUCCUUUGUGUAGGCUAAGAAACAUGAGACUAUGUGUCCGUGGCGUUAAUGUGUCUCCCGUGUGUUGUGUGGCCUCUUACCCAUGAGGCUAUGGGGGGCGGGGGGGAUGGAGGCAUUGAGAGCUAUCUAUUGGGGGGGUGUUUGUGUCGCUAUUGCAGCACUUGGUGGACCGCCAUGUGUUGUUUAUUUAUUUUAAACUGUUGUAUUUGUGAGUUUUGGAAUCCAUCCAGGUGAUGGCUAAUAUAAACUAUAAUUAUGUCUGCUGGAACUACAGCUAUAUUUACUUCUAUCUGUAACUUAGCAUUGUUUAUUCUUAAUAUUGGUGACGUUCUCAGACUGUUGACAAACGUGUUGUAUCCUCACCAGGGUAAAAGCCCCUCUCCACGAGCUGCACAUGCCUGCGCCACCAUUGGAAACAGAGGUUAUGUGUUUGGUGGCAGGUACAGGGUUAGUACACUUUUAUAGGUUUCUCUUAUGGUUCUUCUGUUUGCGUUUUUCAUGAAACCAGCACCAACAGUCUUUCUGUUAUACCUUUCAGGACUCCCGAAUUAAUGACCUGUAUUAUUUGAAUUUUGAUACGUGGGAAUGGCAUGAAGUGUAAGUGUUUUUAGUUCUUCCCAAUUGGUUGGUGGAGAGAAGUAUUGCUGUUAUUUCAGGACUUACCAACUUGUCAUUUUGAAAUACCAAUUUUGAAAUAAUUAAAUUAUUCUAUUCGCUCCAUAAGGACCCUUUACAUUCUUUGGCAUUUUAACAACUUGGAUUUAUGGUUUUUAUUGCAAUAUGAAAUUACCCACUAAAAAACAGCAGAGCCGGACAGACCUGACAGUCCUCAUUAAGCAGAACAUUCCAUGUUUCCCUAAAGGGAUACCCUAGGCACCAAAACUAUUUUAGCUUAAUAAAGCAGUUUUGUAUAGAUAAUUCCCCAGCAGUGUCAGUGCUUAAUUCUCUAUAAAUCACGUUUUUCUGUUUAUGCAGCCCUAGCCACACAUCCCCUGCUGUGACUCCUCCAGCUUCCUGGGAAAAAAAAAGUUUGUUUCAAACCAAUCUUAGAGCACAAUGUGUUUAUUUAGAAGUUAAUCUCUUUAAAAACACAUAGGAGGCUGCUGCAGACCUUAGCAGGUGGUUAAUAGAGAAGGAGAUAAGUAAAUUAAACACACUGUGCAACAAGGAAGAGUCAAAAUUAAUCUCUUUUUAAGGAAGAAUCUGUUUUGAGAGAUGUAGCUAUGGGAGAGAAUUGAGCAGUGAGAUUGCAGGGUAAUAUAUAUAUAUAACACAUCUGUUAAAGUGUCUCAGUCACCUUAAAAUAAUAUUUUUGAGUAUUUCCUAAAGACAACAUCUUUGCAAAAUGCUGAUAAAGAGUGCAUUGGAGUUUCAAAAAAAUAUAUAUUAUAAAAUAAAGUAGGGACCACUUUGUCUUAUGGUUAAACCCUUACUUGACAAAAGGAAGAGCUUGUCCUAUCAGUUCCCAAAGCCAUCGCUGGCAACAGAUGUGAGAAUCAGGCAUUGUCUCGUUCAUCACGAGACAUCUAUGGAGGCUCUCAAAGGAUCCUCUAUAGGUAUUAGUGUUGUACUCUUGUGUAUACAACACUGACGUGGUCUGAAUAACGCACACGGUAGUACCCGUGGGAAAUAGUUUCAGGUAGAUUUCAUUUAUCUCUGCUGCAAAAUAUGCAAAGGAUCCUUUAAAGUUGACCGAGCCAUUUUUAAGUAGCUCAUGAUUAUCUUGUCACACUUUAUUCUGCCAAGUCAGAUCACUCAGGGUUGUUUAGGCCAUCAGCUAACCGAACAGAUGUGUAUUAUAAUCUCAUUUCUUGAUGUAGGAUAGCGCAAGGUGCGAAUCCAGUGGGGCGGUCUUGGCAUUCUUUAACACAGGCUUCAUCACACAGCCUCUUUCUGUUUGGGGGGUUCACCACCGAGAAACAACCACUGAGUAAGUGAUUAUUUUAUGACAGACAUAGAAUUUUAUAUGGAAUAUAUUGAUUUUAUUCAGCUGCUCCCUCCUUUAGGUCUUCCACUAUGUUAGUAGCCUUGACAAUGUCAAAUGUGUUAGUGGUUUCUCAGGAAAUGAUAGAUCGGUACUUGUCAAAUUGACACCCCUUUGUGUUCCUCUUCAAAGUGUUAUAGACUUAACCAUUUUUAUUGAUUUCUUAAUAGCGUAUUGUCAGCUGUGAGUAAAUGAAGUGAGCUGUUAUUGUAAAAUGACUUAGGCCAAUUUCCCUUCUACACCUAAAAUCAUUUCACGUAAAAUAUAUGCACGUUUUGAUUAACUUGUUUGUCGGGGCUCUCUUUUCAGUAAAUAAAGAGAGAGAUAAAUUUUGACCUUUUCAAGAUAUAUAUCCUUGAAAGGAAGUUCAUCUUGUCGAGUUCUAAAAACCCUCAUGUACGUAUUUAAUUGACUAACAAGGUUUCCCAUGUACAAGUUUGUAAAUUAACAAAUCCUCUGAUACAGACUAGGGGAAUUUCAAACAUAACUCCAACCAAACUUUUCCUAUAGACGUACCUUAAAUCCCGUCUUCUACACCAACUUUUACUGUUAUCUUUAUUUGUUAAAGAAACACUGCACUCAAUAUCACAACUCCAUCUAAUUAUUAGGGUGUUCUAGUGCCUACUAUAGAAUCCACCCUUGUCUUUGUCUCCAAAAUGCUUUCUUUUAACAGUUAGAAGGCUUGGAAACGUGGCUUCAACCCACGCUUUCUAACCCUCUGGAUAGGAGACCCGGGAUUGUUACUUUCAGGAUCUCAUACCCAGGCAUUCCAUGACAUCAGGCAUGCAUGCGCAGUGCCAUCAUGACUUGUCAGAGAAUAGAUGCAUUCAAUGAUUCUCUAAAAAGAGAAUGAUUGGCUGAUUAUGAUGAGCUCUGCGCAUAUGCCUACUGUCCAAACUGCUCCUCUGUGAGGUGCAUCGGAUUGGACUGUCAUCCUGGAGGCAUGCGAGGAGGAGCGGGUGGUAGCACUGAGGGAGACUCUGCUUUAGAUUAAAGGUGAGUAAAAAUAAUUGAAUUUUGUAUUUCAGUACACUCACGGGGGGCCUGCAACUAGCUAGAGACAGAAAUAACAUAGCUUUGUAGUGUAGUGUCCCUUAAAGGAAGGGGCAUUGAACUCCAAAUUGAUUAAAAUUCCUGGCCACUGAAGCCCGCCAGGUCUAUUUCACAUUCACUAGGGGUAAAUUUUUAUUUGUCAGGGUUACAUUUUCACUCACUAGGGGUGAGUGGAAAUUUUGAGCCUUGCUCUAUAAGAUAUAUGCAAGAAGAAUGGCUACUCACCUGUGUAUAAAGUCCAAUAUCCUGUUUGUCACAAUUGGUGUGUUAACAACAUAGAGCUUAUUUCUUAUUGGCCUUAAAUAGUUCUUUAUCUUUUAAUCUGCUUUUUAGAACAAUCUGUAGCACUAUAUUGCAUGUCCUGUACACUAAUGUUUCAAUUGAAAUGUAAAUAUUCUUGCCUCCCGAAACCUGUCUGAUCUGAUUGCAGGUGAUGCGUGGAUUUACAACCUCUCUACAAAUGAGUGGAUCCCAUUCAAGAACAAUCACUCUGAGAAACCAAGGUGAGUUUUGCUGGGAAGUGUAACUAGCAUACAGAAAAUGCAAAGAUCGAGCAAUCUGUCUAUUAACAGCAAUAGUUAUCCUUGGCCCCACAAUUUCCAUGAAGCAUCUGCCAGCCUAUAGACGUACGAAAGCGUACACAUUGUACAAGAGAAAUUUCACAUAUCAGUGGCUCUGAUGGUUGUUUAUGAAUUAAACACAGAAUUGCAAACGAUAAGCAAAAACUGCUAACGUGGAAAAAAAAAAAACUCUAACUUGGAUAUUAAAGACACUAUAAUCACCAGAACUACAGGUCUAUAGCCUGUUCUUGCAGGAAUUUUACUAUAAACCCUGCCUUUUCAGAGAUGAGGCAAUGUUUACAUUGCUGCCUAGUAGCACUUCUAGUGGCAGUCACUCAGAUGGCCACUAGAGGUGCUUACUGUAUCAGUGCUGCACAGUGUGGAGCACCUAUGUUCAGCGUCUCCACAUGCCGAGACCAGCGUGGCGUGGGAGAAAAAGUGAGUAAAAUCACCCUUAAUAUCGCGAGAAAGGUGGCCAUGGACCUUAUGCUGCAUUCCAGCACCUGACACUAUAGUGUUCUUUUUUUAAAUCACUUGGUUUAUGCUGCCCUAGUAACUCCUUCCAUACACACUUGAUGAAGAAGAGCCUACAUUUUCGAGCUUCCCUUAUCUUAGUGUGCAAUUUAAAAUUUCUCUCCUGCUCGGUUUGUUGCCUGAUAGUCAAUGGCACACCCGUUUGUGUACUGUAAAAAUGUUUUGAUUAAGGCUGCACAAACAGUGAUUUAACUGUUAACCGGUAUAGACUCCACAGGGCUGCUUCGAUACUUAGUGACCCUUAACUUGAACAUUGUGACCCUGCAGAAAUGAGGGAUGUUAUCCUUUUGUGUUUGUUUUGCAGGUUGUGGCAUACAGCCUGUGCCAGUAAAGAAGGUGAAAUCUUUGUCUUUGGAGGGUGUGCGAACAAUCUUCUUGCUCAUGAAAAAGCGGUAACAUUUUUGUUCUAAAUAAAUUUUAAUUUGCACCAAAUUCAUUUAAACCCUCUGAUCAGUUUUCUCUGCUAUUGUGGUGGUUUGUGGCGCUCAUGAUCUCUGGGCACUAACACAACUAAGUGCAUUUGAAUGUUUAUUUUUUUUGUUUGUUUUUUUUUUUUUUCAUUCUGCACAUACAAAUUAAAUAUAACAUACUCUUAUACAUAAAUGUACAAAAAAAGACAUGAGUCUUGCUGAAGCUUAUUUCCCUUUUUCUUUCUCCUUAUUAAUUAAAUCAGCAAGGGCUGACAGACAAACAUGUAAAAUAAACAAUUAUCUUGGCAUGGAGACUUCCCUCAGAAAAUGAGAUUCCUUCAGGGCAUUGUGAGGAUUAUUCACUUGUGAGCCAAUUUGUUCUUUCCUUUUGACUUCCCUUAGAUUUGUUUAGCCAACCAUGCUUCCCAUAUUUCCUUGUGUAAGAACAUUUUCUGUCUUGCGAAGUAAGCAUUGAUGAGAAAUCUGAUUCUUAAUCCUUAACCAUUCUAUUUCACGUUGGUUUUUCCAUUGCCUUGCUAUAAUGAUUUUCAUAGCUAAUAAUAUCUGUAUUGUCAAGGCUUUAUUAGAAAAACUUAGAUUAUCUCAUCAAAAAUGAAAUAGAGCAGUUUCUGAUGACAUUGGGAUUAUAAUGCCCGUCAGUUCUGAAAUUAAGGAGAAUAUUUUCUGCCAAGUUAUUUCGAUUUUCUCACAAGACCACCAUGUGUUUCAAAUUACCAUGGUGUUUAUUACAUUUCCAGCAUAGUGGAUUAUCUUUAGCUUUAAAUUUAUGUAAUGUCUCUGGGUAUAAAUGCUAUUUGUUUACAACUUUUGAAAUUAAGUUCCUGUAGUGAGAGGCAAUGAGUUAUCUUUCCCGCCAUAAUUCCCUGUCUUUAUGGGUUGAUAUAUCUUUACCUUUUAUUAUGGGGUAAAUAACUUUCCAGCAAGUCAUACCAUGCUCUCAUAAUUAUUUGUGGUCAAGUUGUUGUAUAGAUCUUGAACUCUUGAAGACCUAAGCAUUUGAAUGGUUUUAGCCUUCUAUCUAUUGUUCAUUUUGCUUUACUUGUGCUAAAACAAUAUAAAGAAGAAGUGACUUGCAGCAUAACUCCCAUCUUCUUUUUUUUCUCUCUACCAAACUUUAUCCGUAGUGGAAGAUAAAAGGAUGUUAUCUCAGCCAAUGAGAGAUCAGUGUGAUGUGAGCUGCUGACAUAAGUGUGGCUCACCUGAUACUCAUUGUCUUCUUACUUUCGGUAUAGUAUGUUAAAGCCACAGUAAGGGGAAAGUGAGACAUAAGAAAACAGUAAAUCAAAUAAAAAUACAAACUAAGUGACAAAAAAAGUUACCACUAGUUUAAACCCUUAAGGACCAAACUUCUGGAAUAAAAAGGGAAUCAUGACAUGUCAUGUGUCCUUAAGGGGUUAAAGGGUGGACUGCUUACAAGAAUGAAACUUACUCCAAAUUGGGUUUGGUUUUAGAUUUUAAUAAGAGAACAGUAACUGGUUGUCUGAAGUGCUUCCAGCAGCUCGGCUCAAUUUGACCUCUCAUUGUGUAAGCUGAGUACUUGAAAUAAUAUUUUAUUUUUAAAAAAAGUGUGACUGAGGGGGUGGAGGUAUGCUGCAAAACUGGCUUUGAAUGGAGAAAAUCAUAAUAAAUAUGAUUCAUAUUUAAAAACCUAUCAAACGCUUUAAUGGAAGACUGCUCACCAAAUCCACUUUGUGUCAGUGAAGUAGUUAUGGUGCCUGGAGUCCACUAGCACCUUCUUACCUUUUAAGUGUUAAACCAUUUUCGAAUAGUGGAGUCAACUGGCACCAGUCCAACUUCCUUAGUCCAGAAAUAUUUGCUUGAGCAACAGUACUAGACUGAAAGUGUCACCUGAAACUCUCUCACUGGCGGCCCAUAAUAAUGCUUCACUAAUGUAAGUAUAUUUCUGAAGCGUUACUCAGCAUGGGCGGUCAAUGAUUAACUGACACACUCAACCUAGCAGCCUAAGGUGAGGAAGCAGGAUCGCCACCUGGGGGACUUUGCUAAAACAGUUUUAGAAAUAACUGUUAUAAGAAGGUGCAGGUGGACUCUAGGUACUAUAAUCAUUUUGUUGACAUUAGGUGGUUGUGGUGUGCAGAGUGCCCUUUAAAAUAAAUAAAAAGGGGGGGGGGGUUAUUCCAAUAUGGAUGCCUCCACACUGAAACAUCAGCAGAUCAUCUGGUAAUUCCAACUAAAUUAAACUUGCUCAGAUGAAAAUAAAGUAUCAUUGUAAAGGUAAUUGUGGACAAAUAUUUUGAAAUGACAGUGACACUUCCAACAGCUAUAGAGCCAGACCGUGUUGUUCUAUGUAACAUAUUGUUGAUUAAUGGUAGUCUUAAUGCUACACUGUGUCAAACGGUUUUAUUUAAGGGGGAACUACAGUAGCUCAGUGUGGUUAUUCAUCGGUUCUUAAACUAUUUGGAGGGGGGGGGGGGGCUUUGAUAAAAUUGGGGUAUUCUACAGCACCCAUAGUCAAACGAGCUGCACUUAUAAUGCAGAAACUACAGUUCAGCAGUUGCAAUGCAAAUCUAUCAAACAAGGAUAGCAUGACCACCUAGGUCAGUAAUGUAGAAAUAUAGUGGUUAUGGUGCUCAGUGUACAUUUUAUAAAAAGGAAUAGUUACCUGUGCCUGUAAACACUAUUCUAGUUUAUUCACUUAUUAGAAACUCGUGGCAAAUUGAAACUCAAUCUAAAUUACCCGUGCAGGAACUAGAUACCCUGGAAAAUGUUUCAACUUGGCAAUUUGAUAUAACACUUGCUGCUGAGUAAGUAAAGUAAACCUCUACUGAAUUAUUUACUGGUAUGAACGGUGCAGCUAAGGAAAAUAAAGCCCAUUUUAUUUGUGCUAUGUGACCUAGGCACACAUUGAUCUUCUUAUCAUACAUUUCCACAAGCCUGAAUGUGUUAAGGACCCUCCAGGAUUGCAGUUGAAAGUACAUUUUAAGGCCUGGCUAUUAGUGUAGGACUUUAAGGGUUUUUAUUUUUAUUUUAUUAUAAUAAUGUAUUGUUCAUGCAAUGUGACAUUUUCUGCACUGAUAACCUGCUCUUUUUCCCCCCAGGCUCACAGCAAUGAAGUUUUAAUAUUUCCGAUUCAACCCAAAUCCCUAGUCAGGUAAAAAUGUUUUGCGUUCUCAUAUAUGACAUGAUUGAAUUAGAAACCCACAGUUAGAAGCAUUGCUUAUGCUACAGUAGACCUGAGAGACAUUGCAUCUCACUCGUAAUGCAAAAAGGUGUGGCAAACAUAUGCUUACACCCAUUAAAUCAAUGUUCAAACAAUGGUGCAGUUCUAAUUUGUGAUCCUUUGUUUGUUACAUUAGCAAGAUACUGUCUGCCACUCAUUACAAGCAUUCAAAUUAUCAUAAUUACUUAGCAUAGAAGACAGAGAAUCUGUGUGCAUUGUAAAAAUGUUAAAUAAAAUCACAUUAUGGAACUGUUUGCUUAUAAUGGAAUUGGUGUUCAAGGUGAAGGCAUUGUCUACAGUUUCAGUGCUUUGAACAUGUUCCUGCGGUUUACAAUUUAAUGACAUUAGAAUAUGUUUUCCCUCCCACAGGCUCUGUCUGGAGGCAGUCAUAUCAUUCAGGGAUAUGUUGGCCAACUCUCUUGAUCAUCUUCCCAAACACCUCCUUCUUAACAUCCAUCAGAGGUUUGCAAACAGUAACAAAACCUCAGGCUCUUGA
Molecule: messenger RNA, 19500 nt
Organism: Pelobates cultripes (western spadefoot toad)
Lineage: Eukaryota; Metazoa; Chordata; Amphibia; Anura; Pelobatidae
Source: the annotation of a GenBank genome assembly